This is a messenger RNA of Cornus florida, 1083 nucleotides long. RefSeq names its product protein ALP1-like. The record is from RefSeq and is a predicted model, not a curated record. Bases 1 to 1083 code for a protein of 360 amino acids. Lineage: Eukaryota; Viridiplantae; Streptophyta; Magnoliopsida; Cornales; Cornaceae. The transcript has 4 exons.
AUGGACCCAUUGGAAUUUUUGCGUACUUACGAUGAUGGUGAUGAUGACGACGAUGAGCACAUUUUAUUUUUAUUUGUUUUACUAAUGGACGAGUAUUUUGAAUGUAAUAUGAAGCCAAGGCCAUGUAGAACUUCUGGGCUUCAAGGCCAUGCUUAUAUGCUUGAAAUAUUGAGUGGCCACCCUGCUAGAUGUUUUCAAAUGUUCAGGAUGGAAGUGCAUGUCUUCAUAAAUCUAUGUGAACGAUUGAAGGGAUUGGGAUUAAAAGAUUCUAGGUACUUAACUGUGCAAGAGCAACAAAUAAUUCGUCCACCAGAUUUUAACAUUGUACCUCCAGAAAUCCGCAACAAUGAUAAGUUUUAUCCAUUCUUCAAGAAUUGUGUUGGAGCAAUUGAUGGAACACACAUCCACGCAUAUGUUCCAUCAUCAAAUCAAAUUCCUUAUCGAGGGAGGAAGUCAGAUACAACACAAAAUAUUUUGGCCGUGUGUUCUUUUGACAUGAGAUUUUCUUAUGUAUUGGCUGGAUGGGAAGGUAGUGUAAAUGACUCAAGAGUUUUAAUGGAGACUAUUUUCAAUGAUAGUAUGCAAUUUCCAACACCACCUGAAGGUAAGUACUACCUAGUUGAUUCCAGAUAUGCUAAUAUGUCUACAUUCUUAGCACCACAUCGUGGUGUUUGGUAUCAUUUGCAAGAUUAUAGAGGUCGUAGGGGACAAGUACGAGGCCCUAAAGAGUUAUUCAACUAUAGACACUCAUCACUUAGAAAUGUCAUUGAACGUUGUUUUAGGAUACUUAAGAAACGUUUUCCCAUUCUUAAGUUGAUGUCGAGUUAUGAUGUAGACAUGCAAGCACAAAUCGUAGUUGCUUGUUGCACAAUCCAUAAUUUCAUUUGUGAUGAAGCACGUUUAGAUCGUUUAUUUAAUGAAUAUGAAAAUGAGAAUGUUGGUCUUGAAGAAGAUGAAUCAGCUAGUACCUCUACACCUCAUGUCCCAGCUGAUGUAAGAGUUACUCAAGAUAAAAUACGACUGAUGAAUGGAGUUCAUGAUUCAAUCACAAAUGAGCUGUGGAACAACUUUCAUAGAGGGUGA